AUGAAGACCGCCACUUUCGCCGUCGCCCUUCUGGGCCUCUUUCCCACCAUCAUGGCUCAGGCUCCCUCGCCUACUGAGUCCGUUGGCUGUGAACCUCAUGGCGAUCACUGGCAUUGCGAGGCUGCUCGUACUGAUGCCGGCGCUGCUGCUACCACUAGUGCUGAGCAUGAUGAUCACGACCAUGAUCACGAUGAGGAGCACUCUCACUCUGCUGGUGCAAGCGACUCUAUCGCUCCCUCACCUACUGAAUCCGUAGGCUGCGAGCCUCACGGAGACCACUGGCACUGCGAGGGCGCUCGAUCUACUCUUUCUUCUGAGGUCAAGACCACCACAGAGGCUGAGCAUGAUCAUGACCACGACGACGCUUCUGGUUCCGAGACAUUAGCUCCCUCUCCCACCGAGUCUGUCGGCUGUGAGCCCCACGGCGACCACUGGCAUUGCGAGGGUGCUCGUACCGACGUUGCUGCUGCUACCACCGAUGCUGAUCACUCCCACUCUGCUGGCGCUACCGAGUCUCUGGCUCCCUCACCCACCGAGUCUGUUGGCUGUGAGCCUCAUGGUGACCACUGGCACUGCGAUGGUCCCGCGACUGCUGCAGCUAGCGGUUCUGCUACCACCACCAGCGGUUCUGCUACCACCACCAGCGGUUCAGCUGCAGUCACCGAUAAUGCUGCGGUUAUGCAGAUGGUUCCCUUCGUCGGAAUGGUGGCCGCUGCUGUUCUGGCCCUGUAA
Molecule: messenger RNA, 732 nt
Organism: Fusarium sp. VM40
Lineage: Eukaryota; Fungi; Ascomycota; Sordariomycetes; Hypocreales; Nectriaceae
Source: the annotation of a GenBank genome assembly